Messenger RNA from Momordica charantia (bitter melon), 1003 nucleotides. RefSeq names its product sulfurtransferase protein 16 (gene STR16). NCBI's taxonomy places the organism in Eukaryota, Viridiplantae, Streptophyta, Magnoliopsida, Cucurbitales, Cucurbitaceae. The record is from RefSeq and is a predicted model, not a curated record.
UGAGAUGGAAAUGUAGGACCCACUUAGUAUUGUUAAUAAGUUCUCUCAUAUCAUAUCAUAUCAUAUGGCGUGGCAUUACCAUCGCUCCUCUUCCUUCCACCGCCAUUGCAUUAUAUAUAUCUCCUUCUUCUAAAUCUGAACCAUUCUUCUUCUUCUUCGUCAUAUCCAUUAAUUACCUGCUUGAUUUUCUAGUGCUUUCACUUCCCCAUGGCGCUCGCUUCCUCAUCCCGUUCUCUUCUUCUUCUUCUUCUUCCUAACAACAAUAAUCUCACUCCAAUUACAAGCGGGAGGUUGUUGCCGAUAACGGGGUCUCUGCAGCGCCGCCGGAGAGAUUCUGCCCUAAGCCAUAAACAUUGGAACACCAGUCGGAAUGCGGUUCUGAGAGAAGAGAUGGAGGCGACGGCGGUUCCAACGUCGGUCCCGGUGCGCGUAGCCCUGGAGCUUCUCCAAGCCGGACAGCGAUACUUGGACGUCAGGACGCCGGAAGAGUUCGCCGCCGGCCACGCUCCCGGUGCCAUUAACAUCCCUUACAUGUACAGAGUCGGAUCAGGGAUGACGAGGAACCCUCAUUUCUCGGCGGAAGUGGGGAUUUAUUUCAGAAAAGAUGAUGAAAUUAUUGUUGGAUGCCAAAGUGGAAAGCGGUCUCUGAUGGCUGCCGCUGAUCUUCUUGCUUCCGGAUAUAGUUGCGUAACAGACAUGGCGGGUGGAUAUGAAGCUUGGUCCCGCAAUGGACUCCCUAUGGCGGAGUUGUAAAGAUUUACUAUUGGACUUAGCCUGCUGCAAAUGUACAGUUACCAACAAAAAAUAAUGCCUCACUAUUUUACAACCAAAAAAAAAAAAACACCCUGUCCCAAAGAAAAAAUGUUGGGUUCGAUCGAAUGUAUUUUAGAUUCGAGUCUUUUCACUCUCGGUUACUUAGUAGAGGAAAAAAAUGCUUUUGAAGCAAUCAUGUUUAGACUUUGAUCAAUGUUCGUAAAUAUUGAUAAGCGUAAACUUGUUGUCA